Molecule: messenger RNA, 2140 nt
Organism: Lactuca sativa (garden lettuce)
Lineage: Eukaryota; Viridiplantae; Streptophyta; Magnoliopsida; Asterales; Asteraceae
Product: pyridoxin (pyrodoxamine) 5'-phosphate oxidase
Biological process (GO): pyridoxine biosynthetic process
Molecular function (GO): pyridoxamine phosphate oxidase activity; FMN binding
Source: RefSeq, a predicted model, not a curated record
CGAAAAUUCAUGAACAAAGAAAAGAGCCCACGCCAUAUCUCUCUAUGCAAGAAGCUGGAAGAACUUUCCACCGCUAAAAAAUGCUGCCAUUGUUAGGCAAAACCAAGACCAUGAUAUUGACGUACUCUUCUUCUUUCACCACCCGUUUACUCGCACUCCAUUCAACUUCCACUUCCACUUCUACUCGACCCACAUCUUCUCCCCUUCUUCAUCGAUCUCCUCAGGGUUUUUUUGGUUCGAUUUUGAGGUACAAGUUGCGGGGUUAUUGCUCUUCGAGAGUGAAUAGAGGAGAAUUUAUGGCUAACAACAUCAAAGUGGUUCAAAAUCCCGACUCAAUUUCUUAUUUGAAUCAACGAGAAGCUGCUGAAGUUGAUGAGAUUCUUAUGGGUCCUCUUGGAUUUAGCGUCGACCAGCUCAUGGAAUUGGCUGGUUUGAGCGUUGCUACAGCAAUUGCCGAGGUAUACAAUUUGAAGGAUUACAAUCGUGUAUUGACAAUAUGUGGCCCAGGGAACAAUGGUGGGGAUGGUCUUGUAGUUGCUCGUCAUCUGUAUCACUUUGGAUAUAAACCUUUUGUUUGUUAUCCAAAACGAACUGCAAAGCCUCUUUAUACAGGUCUGGUGACUCAGCUAGAAUCAUUGGGUAUUCCUUUCCUAUCAGUGGAUGAUCUUCCUAUGAACUUAUCAGAGGACUUCAACAUUCUAGUCGAUGCCAUGUUUGGCUUUUCAUUCCAUGGCACACCAAGGGCACCAUUUGAUGAUCUGAUUCAACGGUUGGUGAAUCUACAAAAUCACAAUGAAAUAAAUAAAAAACCAUCUGUGAUUGCCUCUAUAGACAUCCCGUCUGGAUGGCAUGUGGAAGAAGGGGAUACAAAUGGUGAUGGAAUCAAACCUGACAUGUUGGUUUCUUUAACUGCCCCUAAGCUGUGUGCCAAGAAGUUUUGUGGUUCCCAUCAUUUCUUAGGUGGGAGGUUUGUUCCACCUUCCAUUGUUGACAAGUUUAACCUUCAUCUUCCAUCAUAUCCUGGAAGUUGUAUGUGUGUUAGAAUUGGAAAGGCCCCACAAAUUGACAUAUCAUCAAUGAGAGAGAAUUAUAUUUCUCCUGAGUUCAGAGAAGAGGAGGUGGACCCCGACCCCUUUCUUCAGUUCCAGAAGUGGUUUGAUGAUGUAAUGGCUGCUGGUUUGAAGGAACCUAAUGCAAUGGCAUUGUGCACUGCUGGCAAAGAUGGCAAACCUUCAUCACGAAUGGUGUUGCUGAAAGGAUUUGAUAAAGACGGUUUUGUAUGGUACACGAAUUAUGGAAGCCGAAAAGCCAAGGAUUUAUCUGAGAAUGCUAAUGCAUCACUGCUAUUCUAUUGGGAUGGAUUGAAUCGCCAGGUGCGAAUAGAAGGUUCUGUGCAGAAGGUUUCUGAAGAAGAAUCUGAACAUUACUUCCACAGUCGCCCUAGAGGAAGUCAGAUUGGUGCAAUAGCCAGCAAACAGAGCACUGUAAUUCCAGGACGUGAUUUUCUCCAUCAAGAGUAUAAAGAUUUGGAAGCAAAAUUCUCUGAUGGAGCUUUAAUCCCAAAACCAAAAUAUUGGGGUGGGUACAGACUUAAACCUGAGUUUUUUGAGUUUUGGCAAGGACAGACAUCCAGGUUGCAUGAUAGGUUAUGUUAUUUUCCUGAAGAAAGUGGAUGGAAAAUCAGACGUUUGGCUCCCUGACUAUCAUUCCCUUCAUCAUCAUUAUAAAAUACCAAAAUUCUAAUGAUACCUUUGAAGAAAUUGAAGGUAUUUAUUGGUCUCUUGGAACCCAAUUAAUAUGAGGUCAGGGUUGUAAUCAUAUCUGACAUGUCUGUUUGUUUGUUUUUAUCCAAAUUCGGAAUGACUGAUGGUAAAAUUUGGUUCAUUCUAUGCAACAAAUUGUUUAUUAUUACUCAUGUAUCUUAAAAUGAUUUUCGUUACAAAAUAAUAUAAAGGUGUUAGAAUAAAUUGUACAAAGAAAGAUCCCUAGAAGGUGGUAGCGGGAUACGAUCUCUAUGGUUCAACUACUUUUGGAUGAGCUGUCAUUUAAAAUAGUUUUGUGAUUUAAAUAAAUUUAAACUAAUUGUAUACCUUUUGGAUGAUGUACUAUUUAAAUUAUGUUUCUCAUUUUAUUAUCACCA